GGGAAAUAGGAAGUCAACAUGUCGACUCUGUACAAGAACAGAAUUGCUGAGUUCAAAGAUGCUCUGAAUGAACCAAAGAUCAGCCUCACCAAACUACAGGAACUUUGCUUCAGUGGUAAGGAGAGUGGUCUCUCGUUUCAGUAUCAGAUUCUGCAGAGCUGGUGGCAAGGUGCCUGUACAAAUUUGUAGCCUAUUUCUGCUGAAGGGAUUCCAUUUGAAGGGGGGCUGCGCUCGCUUUGUUGGAAGAUCCUCCUCAAUUACCUUCCCACUGAGCAGACCCAGUGGAGUUCCUUCCUGAAGAAACAGAGGGAGAUUUAUGCACAGUUCUUGAAGGAGAUGAUUAUUCAGCCUGGAAUCGCCAAGGCAAAUCUGGGCUUCAUCCGAGAGGAUGUCACUCUAGAAGAUCACCCCUUGAAUCCAAACCCUGACAGUCGAUGGAACACAUACUUUAAGGACAACGAGGUUCUCCUGCAAGUGGACAAAGAUGUUCGACGGCUAUACCCAGACAUGGCGUUUUUCCAACGUCCCACUGACUACCCGUGCCUUCUGAUCAUGGACCCCCAGAAUGAAUUUGAAACACUUCGCAGGCGGGUAGAGCAGACUACCUUGAAGUCUCAGACUGUCGCGCACAAUCGGAGCGGCGUUACGAACGUUUCUUCCCCUCGCAAAACAACCUCAGCCAAUGAAUAUGAAGUCCUUCCUAAUGGCUGCGAGGCUCACUGGGAGGUGGUCGAGCGAAUCCUAUUCAUCUACGCCAAGUUGAACCCAGGAAUUGCUUAUGUUCAGGGCAUGAAUGAAAUUGUGGGGCCGGUUUACUAUACCUUCGCGACAGACCCGAACACUGAGUGGAAAGAACAUGCAGAGGCUGACACAUUUUUCUGCUUCACAAACCUGAUGUCAGAAAUCAGGGACAAUUUCAUAAAGAGCCUGGAUGAUUCUCAGUGCGGGAUCAGUUAUAAAAUGGAGAAGGUUUACUCAACACUGAAAGAGAAAGACAUGGACCUUUAUCUUAAACUGCAAGAGCAGAACAUCAAGCCACAGUUUUUCGCCUUCCGCUGGCUCACGUUAUUAUUGUCACAGGAGUUCCUCCUUCCCGAAGUCAUCCGAAUAUGGGACUCCCUCUUUUCAGACAUCGGCAGGUUCGAUUUCCUCAUCCUGGUCUGCUGUGCCAUGCUGAUUUUGAUUCGGGAUCAGCUGCUUGCUGGAGACUUCACUAUAAACAUGAGGUUACUACAGGACUAUCCAAUUUCUGAUGUUGACCUGAUCCUAAAGAAAGCAAAAGAACUCCAGGAUUCUGCAUAACAACAGUUCAAAUGUACUCUGUUCCAGGAAACGCCACACAGACACACACAUGUUCUCUGACACACACGCAUGCAUUCACACACACACAACAUACGGUGGGAAAGUGACCAAACCUGCCUCUGCAGUGCCUUCUGGGAAAACUUCUCCACACCCACAGGGAAGUGUGGCUAAAGGUGAUCUUUAACUCUGUGUACUGUGCAAUCCUGUGACUCCCCACCUCCUCCCCCAAUCUCUCCCUCUCUUUCCCCACCCUCCAAUAUUAAUGGAUAUGCAUUAUUGGUGCUGAACAAGGUAGUAAUAAUUGCACUCCAAAUUAAGACAAUGACCUUUCCUCCAAUGAAAGAAUAUGGUAACAAGAUAAAUUAAUAAAUAAAACCUUAUCACAGCUAAAGGAAGGACAACUUUUGUGCAGAUCAGUUACUGCUGAAGGUUUACCUACUGUAGUGCUGUGAUGGAGAUGUCUAGAGUUGGCCUAGUACAACUUAACCUUGAAAAUCAGUGGGUCAGAGCUCAGUUGCUUCAACCUGAACUGUCCAGUCCAAACAAAAAACAUUCAACCUUGUGUUACUUUGAAAUGCAAUCUGUGAACUCCUCACUGACUAGUGUUGCACGAUGCAGUGAAAUUUCCUGAAUCUUCAGUAUCACAGCAAUAUGGCCACAAGGGUUGAAAGUUAUGGUGUGUUUUUAGAGACCAGGAUGUGACUGACCAAAAUAAUCUCAGGAUUUGAGGGAAUAUUUUUACAGGUGUGCCCUGCUUCCUUCAGUACUUAAAUCUGCCACUGUGUGCCAGUAGGGAGCAGUGCAGAAGCUUCUUGCAGGCUCAGAGUAAAUUUAAAUAACGACUGUAUCUGGGUUUUCACAUUGACUGGGCUUUGAGUAUUUGCUAUUGAUUUGGGACAAAGUGCAGAGCACCUCGGCUCUGAUGCAGCACCUGAAAUUUCAAGAAUCAAUGACUGAUACUCAGCAAAGAUAUUGAUACUCGCUAAACCUCAUUGAACAAGAACUCAUAUCACUACAGUUAAACUUAUAUUUAAGCUUUCUACUGCACUCCAGUCUCCCAUGAGAAGUCCUUUAUAAUUUUUUUAAUGAAUCUGCAGAAGAGGUGUUAAACCCAAGGCGCUUUAGGGUGCACAUUGUCCAAAUUGGUCAUGUAAAAUUAGUCAUAACAAUCCCAAAUCUCCCACUCAACCACCAACACCACCCCACCUCCCUCCCUCCAAUCCAUGACUCCUUAUUCUGUUGGUUUAAACCAAGGCUGUCUGAAAAAUAUCCCAAUUUUGCUUAGGUACCUGUGGAUUUACAAAUCAUAAAUAACUCCCACCAGGGUCUGAUGCAAAAAAUAAAAGCUGUACCGGAGCAGCUUGUAUACGUGGGGAAAUAUCUGAAAUUAUCAUAUUCGAUCUUUAAGCAACAGCUUCCUAACUGCUAGUGGAAGGUUCGCUAGUUAGUAUUGACAUGGCUAGUCAGUCAUCUUGGCCAAGUGUAACUCCAGCUGUCUUAAACCACCUGGACACCUGGGUUUUUAGUGCUGUCCUUUAAUCUACCACCCCCCACCCUCCCUUACUUAAUACUAAACCAUCCUGACUUUUGUAUUAUAAGGUAACUUGCCUUUCUAACAGAAAGUAAUUGGACUGAUGUGAUGGCGAUACCCAAUACAUCUGGGGAAGGAAGGCUCCUCUUGCGCCUAUUUCCAUCCCUGUUAUUAACUCUGUUGUUUUAGAUGGGUCGCCAACUGUGUGUGUCCUGCACUCACCUAUCACCAUCACCAGUCAGGAUUUCUAGGCUGUGUGAUCUCCUACCAGCAUCACUCCUGAUUUUGGGAUUUGAGUUGUUCCGACACUGAUCGUUGCGUUUUAAAAAAAAAACUUUACUUAAAAAUGAAGAUUAUAAUUGGGCAGGACCAAACCGUCAACACUUGGAUUCCCAUUCUUGAUAUUCCUGCUAAUUGAAGCUACAACCCCAGUAAUCACAUUCCUUAAUCAAGUGUGAGUUUAUUGUACAAUCUGAUGCAAUAGGCAGUCAAUAAUUAGCUGUUUGUGAUACAUGUACAAGUCCAGGAAUUGUCGUUGUUUCUAUUUUUAAUGUUUGCAUGAAAUUAGAAUCAUCAAAGGAUUAAAUCAGUAUCUGGUGUAUGUAAUUUGGAGGUUUAUCUUUUGAUAAUUAGGGCAAGUGAUUUGUAAUGGGGCAAAAGUUCUGACAGCACAACUUUCCUAGUUACAUGCUCCCCUUCCCCACAUUGGCAUUGCCAACCAUGUGUUUUAAGGCGCAAAUGUUUUUGCCCCUCUCCACCCACCUAACGUUGAAGGGUCUUUCCAGCCGAUUAACUGAAUCAGUUCAUCUGUUUGCAAUCGGCCAGUGCUCUGCUACCCCGUCCUGGCACUGUUAAUGAGAUUCUGAAUGAAGAGCCAGUGAGCAAGGAGCUGCAAGGUCAGUCAGAAACUUUCUUCAGUGUUAGGUGGGCAAGGGGGUGGAGCAUGGAAACUUUAAUUCUGAUCAGUGCUGUGCCUUUAAAAUGCUGCUGAUGAGGGAGAACAUCCAGCAGUGUAUCCCAUUGUAUUUUCGAUCAUAACUGCCUAGUGAUGUUUUGUUUUGGUGGAUCGCAUACCUUGAUGGUUACGUCUUCAGGACUUGUCUUUGUAUUAUGAUGUUCAAUGUUUGGAGCAUUCUGUAUCUUGAUGCUCCCCCUUUUUCUGCUUCUGGCCCCCGUUGGACCUUUUUCCUGCCUGCCCAACCUCUCUUCCAAGCAAAGAAAGGUCCCGCUUGUCUUUUUGUGGGAAAAUGGGAGCUCUUUCUGGUUUAAGCAUGCCAAAAAAUAAAGUUUAAAAACCUUAUUUAGUGCUAGCACUUGAUGCCAGCUCAUAAAACACACAGCAAUUUCGCCAGAGAGGGUUCAAACGUUUGCCUCCAAGGCUUGUACAGAAGUCUCAGGGAUGGGCCAGAGCUAGAGUUAAAAUCUCCGUUGCAAUUAAUCCCCCAUAUAUCUGGAGUUUCGGUUACUAACAGAUCCUGGAUUCAGUUUCAGGAUUUAUCCACAAAUAAGGCACCAGCGCUUAAAGACAAAACUGCCCUUUCCAAUCUUCUAGUUCCAUAAGUCAAAGGAACAGGAGGUGACCAUUCAGCCCCUCGAGCCUGUUUUGCCAUUCUAUUAGAACAAUGCUGACCUGUAUUUUAAGUCCAUUUUGGUUCUGUCAUCCUUAAUACCUCACUUAAGAAAAAUCUAUCACACUCUGUUUUGAGAGCUCCUGUUGACCUCCGGAUUCAACAGCUUUUUGGGGAAAUUUCCACAACCUUUGUGUAAAGAAAUUUUUCCUGACAUUGCCCCUGAAUUCCUAGCUCUAAUUUUAAAAUUGAUGCCCCUCGUUUGGGCUCUGGGAGUUGGAUUGCUUGCGUCUCGGGCUGCCCGUAGGGGUGGCAUUUGGACACCUCUGCUUUGUGGGUCCUCUCCCAGUAGCAAAAUGGUAAACCCCAGGACUAAGCCAUCAUAAUCUCUCUCCCCACCCCCCACAUCAAGGGAACAUUCCAAUUUAUUCUUGCUUAUUUGUAAAUCUCAUUUCAAGUUGCAAGAGUUCUUGAACCUGGGAAGCCCAUUUUCUAUCUCUGGCUGCACAAUAACCCAGCUUUUGCCUACCCCAGCCUUAAUCCCAUUUCCCCUCUCUCUCCCCUGCCCCUGCA
Molecule: messenger RNA, 4974 nt
Organism: Carcharodon carcharias (great white shark)
Lineage: Eukaryota; Metazoa; Chordata; Chondrichthyes; Lamniformes; Lamnidae
Gene: tbc1d13
Product: TBC1 domain family, member 13
Exons: 12
Coding region: 337-1302 (321 amino acids)
Biological process (GO): activation of GTPase activity; intracellular protein transport
Molecular function (GO): GTPase activator activity
Source: RefSeq, a predicted model, not a curated record